UGUAGCGUUUACUUCCGCCCGGCCUAGCCGGUGGUGGGUCUCUGUUGCACGUGGGAUUCCCUGUGUGGAGUUCGCUGACGAUGUAAUGACCGUGGGUGACAUUGGGACAGACCCUAGAGGGUGAAGAUGUGGGUCCCAGUGGCGGUGCUUCCACCGCGGCUGACGUGGUCAGCCUUUUCCGGUGCUGGUCGUUUUUGCGUUUUGAGGUGCGGAGCGGCGAGGUGGAGGGACGCCCUGGCGGGGAAAGGCCGUGGUUAUUCUGACUUCCAGCCGCAGCUGUUGCCAAGUCAGGGUUUCGGAGAAUCGCCCUCGUGGGUGUCUAAGUGCCGCUUAGAAUCCAGGCGUUACAUAACCAGUCCGAGACUGGCUGAGACUGUGGGGCAGAUCCUUCGGGAAGAACACGAAGCUUGUCAGCUAUUCCUGGAGUGCAAUCCAGGUCCUGGAAUCCUGACUCAAGCAUUACUUGAAAGAGGUGCCAGAGUGAUUGCCCUUGAAAGUGACAGAACUUUUAUUCCACAUUUGGAGUCCCUAGGAAGAAAUCUGGGUGGAAAACUAGAUAUAGUCCACUGUGACUUUUUUAAACUGGAUCCUAGAAAUUAUGGAACAGUAAAACCUCCUACUGUGACUUCAGAGUUGCUUUUUCAGAAUUUGGGAAUAGAAGCACUUCCUUGGUCAAAAGGUAUCCCUUUAAAAGUAGUUGGAAUCUUCCCAACUAAAAACGAGAGAAAGACGCUUUGGAAACUUUUACAUGACAUAUAUUCCUGUACUUCCAUAUAUAGAUAUGGACGAGUAGAGCUAAAUUUGUUUAUUAAUGAAAAGGAAUGCCAGAAGCUAAUGGCAAAUCCGCAGAAUCCACACCUGUACCAGGCACUCAGCGUGCUCUGGCAAGUAGCUUGUGAGAUUAAACUUCUGCAUAGGGAGCCUUGGUCAUCAUUUGACAUAUACACCCAAAACGGGCAACUGGGAAAGCCAAAGUGUAGGGAAUCAUUAGAACAAAUACAACAAAACCUGUGUUUUAUUCGAUUGACUCCUCGUAGAAAUUUAUUUACAAAAAACUUAACACCUGUUAACUAUGAUGUAUUUUUUCACAUGUUAAAGCAGUGCUUUAUGAAGCGCAAUGCCAAGCUAAUAGACCACUUACAUUCAUUGAGUCCAGUUGAUGCAAGGGAUAUAUUGAAGCAAACAAGAAAAAAGGAAAAAACAAAAAUAACGAAUAUGUAUCCUCGAGAUUUUAAACGCCUUUUUGAAACUAUAGAGUGUUCCAAAGAUUAUACUUGUAAGUGGCUAUAUGAUGACUUCAUGGAAGACACAGUCACAUAGAGAACUGGACUGCUAAGACAGGAGCUGGAGCUAUUUAUUUUAUUUGGAAAUUAUGACACAAAUGGAAAAAAACUAGGCUGGAAAAGCUCACAUCCUUUUAAUGGAAGGUAACUAUUAUUGUCUUUGUUUUGUACAAACUAGACAGAUCAUUUUUUCUGAAGUUGAUACCAUAAGUACAUUGGAUAAAACAGUGGCUGUUAUUUUAUUCACAACUGAAUAAAAGGAAAACUUCAGUUAAUUGUGGAUUUGAUCAGAUUGGAUUUGUUUCAAAUUCCUAUCUACUGUCAACAUGCUGGUAAUUGUAGGGUUUUACCAGAUGAAAUUUAGUUUUAAAAAUCCUUUUGAUCAAAUACAUUGUAUUAAUUUAAAUACUUUAUUGAUUUUUGUAGCCUCCUAGGGGGCAAAGAGUUUGUAUAUUUUUAAGUUUAGAAAGUAAAUAAAACUGAUUUAAGUGGUUUGUUUCAGUUCGUUGAACUGUAAGUACUGUGUAAUGAAAUUAUUUAAAUUUUAAUAUGGUUUAAACCUUUUAAAAAUUAAAAUAUUUUAAAUAAUAA
Molecule: messenger RNA, 1874 nt
Organism: Pteropus alecto (black flying fox)
Lineage: Eukaryota; Metazoa; Chordata; Mammalia; Chiroptera; Pteropodidae
Gene: TFB2M
Product: transcription factor B2, mitochondrial
Exons: 8
Coding region: 127-1320 (397 amino acids)
Biological process (GO): rRNA methylation; transcription initiation at mitochondrial promoter
Cellular component (GO): mitochondrial matrix
Molecular function (GO): mitochondrial transcription factor activity; rRNA (adenine-N6,N6-)-dimethyltransferase activity
Source: RefSeq, a predicted model, not a curated record